UGUGUGACGAAAGGAGGAAAGAGAAGACGAAUGUAUGUUUGGUUAGGAGAGGCAGGAGGAUCUCCUACCCGGGUAUUAUAACCUCGCGGAGCACAGCCAUUCACGCGCACGUCCGUCUCAAGAUGUCGUCCGGACACAGCAGCCGCACUCGCGCCGUCCACAUCGGCUCGAUCUUCCAGAAGCUGCACGGUCGCUUCGCGGACGCGAUGACGCCGCCUAAGCUCUCGACCGACAAGCGUACCCUCGACAAGACCUGGAAGCUGAUGGAUAAGGUGGUGAAGCUCUGCCAACACCAGCGUAUGAACCUGAAGAACUCGCCACCGUUUAUCCUCGACAUCCUGCCGGACACAUAUCAGCGGCUGCGGCUCAUCUACAGCAAGUACGAGGACCGUAUGCAGACGUUGCACAGCAAUGAACACUUCUGCGUAUUUAUCAACAAUCUGAUGCGUAAAUGUAAGCAAGCGAUCAAACUGUUCAAGGAGGGCAAGGAGAAGAUGUUCGACGAGACGUCGCACUAUCGUCGUAAUCUUACCAAACUCAGCCUCGUCUUCAGCCACAUGCUGUCCGAACUGAAGGCUAUAUUUCCCAAUGGGCUGUUCGCCGGUGAUCAGUUUCGUAUCACUAAGGCGGAUGCGGCUGAAUUCUGGAAGGAGCGCUUCGGAAACAGUACAUUAGUACCGUGGAAGGUGUUCAGACACGAAUUGAAUCAGGUUCAUCCGAUAAGCACAGGAUUGCAAGCAAUGGCCCUGAAAUCCACGAUAGAUUUGACGUGCAAUGAUUAUAUCUCCAACUUUGAAUUCGACGUAUUCACAAGGCUGUUUCAACCGUGGUCGACUCUUCUGCGCAACUGGAAAAUUCUGGCUGUGACACAUCCUGGCUACGUGGCUUUCCUUACGUACGACGAGGUGAAAGCCCGUUUGCAAAAAUAUUGCAUUACCAAGCCUGGGAGCUAUGUAUUUCGGUUAAGUUGUACGAGGCUGGGACAAUGGGCAAUUGGUUACGUUACGUCUGAUGGUGAUAUUCUACAAACUAUACCACACAACAAGAGUCUAUGCCAAGCGUUAUUGGACGGCUACCGGGAAGGCUUCUACUUAUACCCAGACGGUCGAAAUAUAAAUCCGGACUUGACGUGGGCGGUGCAACCAACGCCAGAGGAACAUAUCAAAGUGACGGCAGAACAAUAUGAAUUAUAUUGCGAAAUGGGUAGCACAUUUCAGUUGUGCAAAAUCUGCGCCGAGCAUGAUAAGGAUGUAAGGAUAGAACCUUGCGGUCAUCUUCUCUGUACUCCAUGUCUUACAGCUUGGCAGGAUUCCGAAGGACAAGGUUGUCCGUUUUGUCGAGCUGAGAUUAAAGGCACCGAGCAGAUCGUCGUAGAUCCGUUCGACCCGCGAAGAACUCACAGACCCGGGGCGCAUUCGGCGUCUGCUAGUAAUGCAUCGACCCCCACGCGGGAUCUCGACCCCGAUACCGAGGAUAUAAUGGAGCUAUGUAAUGGCAAUUGCGGUCUCAUAUGCGACGUCUCGGACGAGGAAGAUGAUUCUAGUCCUACAAAUUCGCCGGUGCCACCGCGGAGAAUCGUUCCAAGUCCGCCUUUACCACCUAGGAGACCCUCGCCGUCGCCUACACCGAACAAUCACCUUAGAAACGGACGUCAUCUGACUGUACCGAAGGAAAAUGCUCCGCCGCCACCGUCAACGGUUACAGUAAUAUUAAAUUAUACCGACAAUACUCAGCAAAAUAAUAAAGUUAACACGGAGGCGAGAUAUGACAUGCUGCACCGCGCAUCUUCGCCAUCGUCGAUGCCGCCGAUACCGCCAGUGCCACCAACAACGGUGGUAAAGGUUCAUCCACGACGAUCCCACGGGAAUCACGUGGUAGGCACACCGCAGCGGCAAUCGCAGCCACCGCCGACAUUGCCAGAAAAGCCAUGUCGCGCUACUGCAACCAGCUCGACAACGAGUCAAACCGGGGGUCCAAGUAAUAACGUGCCUCCCGUACCGCCGCCCUUGUCAGCACCUCGACCACCGAAGGCUAGCAAGGAAGGUGGCAUCCGUCAAGAUCAUCAUUAUGAGAAUACGAUUGUGAUCUGCGGCACGAGUCAACACGUUGUAAAGAACAUCAAUCUGGAGGCGAACAAGGCGCGUCUCACGGCACUUAUGAGAGCGAGAGAUGAUCCGGGUGGCGGUGGCGCUGGUGGACCGGUAAUCAAGCCGGAAUCGACGGCGUACGAGAAUGUCAAUGUUGAGCAUAUCACAAGAUUGACGGCGCUCGGUUUCGCGCAGGAUGCCGUGAUCAGAGCACUCGGCAUCACCAGGAACGAUCUUGAGAUGGCAUGUGACAUAUUGCACGAGUUUGCCACGAAAUCCUCCUGACCAGGGCCGAAUACUGAAGUCUCAUGACCAGUCUUACCUGCUAGACGGUACUUUUGACAGGGAACACGCGCAAACUUCUGUAAGUCCCAUCUCUGAUGCGGAUACACCGCGUGUUUUUACUGAGUAUCUCCUCACAUUAGUGCGGUAUCGACAGUGUUCCAUUUUGCGUCUUAAAUUGAAUGGAAAAGACACGUUUGUGAGCGGACAGUGAGCGUCGAAAAACUCACCGGGAAAACCAAUGGAAAAACUUGAAUGGAUGCAUUUUCGAAAACACCAUUUUAUGGAUUUUUCUUCGUCACGUGCUGACUUUUGGAUAAGCCUUUAACCAGAAGUUUCAAACGUUCUCGUUUCCUUGCGCGUAUAUAGAAGACUGUAUUGUACGCGUGAUUUCACCAUACGAGCGACAAGAUGUAAAUAAAGGCGACGACCGACCAAAGACAACUUACGUUUGCCCAAGUAUUUUUUCAUGAACCACAUACGUAGCACGAGCGGAAUAGCGCGUAUCCUAUACUCUCCUUAUAGUAAUAUCUCUCCUAAGCGUAGUUACUACUUCGUUCCUCGAUAUACUUAAGAUAAAAAUUAAUUAUUGCGCGCAAAAAGAUUUUACUUGCACGUACAUAUGUAUAUGUCUGGAAACGCUUCUCCUCGAAAGUCUUCGGUCGCUCGUUUUCCACAUUUAUAAUUUAUACACACACACACACACACACACACACAUAUAUGUAUGUAUGUAUAUAUCUCUUAUAUAAAAUAUCUUACGACACAACGAACGCGCGAUCCGAAAUGUCGCGUUGUUCCGGGAUCGAAAACGCGCUUAGAAAUUAUGACAUUAUUCAAUCCAAGGCAAUACAAUGUUUCACCUGUUUCACCGACGUAACGAGCGCACGCACGCACGCACGCACGCACACAUACACAUCCGCGCGCGCGCAUGUAGAUACGUCCGUUUAAAAUAUAAUAAUUCUAGAGCAUCGGUUCGCUAGAUCAUUUCAUUGCAUAAAUGUAUAACGAUAGUACUAAUCGAAAGUACGUUAGACAAAAAAAUGCCUGGCAUCUAAUUUUGUAAUCCCUAAUCUACCGUUCCAUCGUCAAAUUAAAGUAGUUAUAUACACAUAUAUGUAUGUAUAUCGCUAUUUAAUAUAUAUUAUGUAUUAAAAAGUAAAAUGUCCUCCACACAUGUUAAUGCCGUGUGAUUUACACGCACUACCUCGGAGAGGAUAAAAGCAACAAAAUAACGAUUUAGGUAUAUAAAAUUGUUAAUCCACAUUCGUGAUUUUUUAUUCUAAUUGAGAGAACUACGCCUUGUCACGCCAUAAAUUACUAGUGUAGACGCGUUAGUCUCUUAGAGAGUUAGAGAGUAAUGCGCGCAAGAUUAAUUGGAUCUCCUAGAUCCAAAUCUACGCGGAGCUUUUUGUUUUUUCACUCGUAACAUACGCUUACACAAAUUACGCGUAUGUGUGAUACACCUCGCUGCGCUGAGUAUCGGUGUAGAGGAAAGGAAGAAAAAAGGUCGAUAUCGAAUUCGAAACCGAAAAGCAACGUAUUGAUUAUCAACAGCUCUCAACGAUCUCAAGACCACUCGCGCGCACGAUUCAAUCAGAGAGUAACGGAUAAGAGCGUAUAUGUUAUGGAUUACAAUGGAAAAUACUCGAAAACGAAAAUAAUUAUAAUAGACGAUGAUAACUUGGAAUUAAAGUUGUACGUGUGUGAUCGCAUACGUCGAAUCGAGAAUAGUGCCGUAACACAAGAUACAGCAAGCGUAUCGUUUUACAUUAAUUUACGCCUUGCGGUAGAUGCUCAAGCAUAAUCGUUUUAUGCCCUGUGAUAGGGCAAAUCUUAACAGUGAGAUAAGAGCGAUAGUGGAGUUCUUGCUGCGUGGCUUUGCCAGUUUACAAACGCGAUCAUUCGUUGUGCCGACGACAAGGAGGCUUUGCAGAUCAAUUCUAAAACGGCCGCGACGAUGUAACCGUUCUGCGUUUGUUUCGCGCGACAGUUGCACGACGAAAAGUUAUAAUUACUACCUCGCGAUUAUACCAAAGGUAUACUAUAUGAUCGACCGAAAAAUGUUAUCGGAUGUGUCGCUUGUUAAACGCGUUUAACGGUCUUUUUGACGCGAUUCGCACGCACGCACGCAUACACACACACACACACGCACACGACGAACUAUCGUGUAGUAUAAUUAUUGUAUAUUUAGAUAUGAUAUUCAUGCUCUCGUUGAAUUUCUUCCUUAUUGUGGAGAUGCGUUUUGCGGAGCGUCGCGCUGUUACAAAAAGCGGGCACAAUUCAUCCUGCAAACUCGAGUAACGACCGUAGCAUUUUCGAGAGAAUCGCCAGUACCGAAAAUUAUCGUGCGAUAUGAGAACCGAUGCACCCGAGAUACUUUUAAUUCGCUUUCUAUUGUGCACCUACCUAAUCGUAUCAGUCGCAGUAUCGCUUCACACCUGAGAGGAAUUUUUAGCCUUCAUACUUCGGAUCGAUGUCCGCCGCACGGGUGCAUCCGGUGAAAUUAGGUGUCCUAUUUUUCUACAUUGUAUAUUCUGGUCGUCCUGUACUGUAUAAUGUAUUGAACGCGCGCACGUGGAAAGCGCUCGAGGUAUACCUAUAUCUCGUACCGGUACUUGGAAAAAACGGGACAAGGGUUCCAAUACUUUUGCGCUUCUCACCGCGCGCUUACAUUUGACAUGAAUUUGACGCGGAGAAACAUCAAUUGAUAUGACACGCAAUCGAAGAUAAUAAUACAAACGAGCGUAGAUUGACUCUCUUUCUUCGUUUUAAUUAUUCGCUGUAAAAAAUUGUUUUAC
Messenger RNA from Cyphomyrmex costatus, 5167 nucleotides. It is a transcript of the gene Cbl, whose product is annotated as E3 ubiquitin-protein ligase CBL. Gene Ontology annotation, molecular function: calcium ion binding; phosphotyrosine residue binding; ubiquitin protein ligase activity. Gene Ontology annotation, cellular component: membrane raft; plasma membrane. Gene Ontology annotation, biological process: cell surface receptor signaling pathway; negative regulation of epidermal growth factor-activated receptor activity. Lineage: Eukaryota; Metazoa; Arthropoda; Insecta; Hymenoptera; Formicidae. The record is from RefSeq and is a predicted model, not a curated record. The coding region runs from base 123 to 2372 and encodes 749 amino acids. The transcript has 8 exons.